Polyodon spathula (Mississippi paddlefish) is the source of this 3228-nucleotide messenger RNA. Its product is annotated as chromodomain Y-like protein. The transcript is spliced from 8 exons. Bases 264 to 1937 code for a protein of 557 amino acids. Gene Ontology annotation, cellular component: nucleus. Gene Ontology annotation, molecular function: transcription corepressor activity. NCBI's taxonomy places the organism in Eukaryota, Metazoa, Chordata, Actinopteri, Acipenseriformes, Polyodontidae. The record is from RefSeq and is a predicted model, not a curated record.
CAGUGGAGAAGCGCAAGUGAGCCCAGCGCGCAGUCUCUCUGCCUAUCUACUGGCAUUUGCUGAAACCCAGCACUCAGUACAGUGUAAACGAGCGAGGGAGAAGAGAAAGCGAGCGCUGAGUGAGUGCGUGAGUGAGUGAGUGAGAGAGUGAGAGAGAGAGAGAGCGAACGAGGGGGGAGAAGGAAGGAGAGGCCACAUAGAUACAACAACUGCAAGAAAAAGUGUCUACAACCGUACUAAACAUCGGCAAAUAAACACAGACCAUGGCUUCGGAGGAGCUGUACGAGCUGCGACCCAGGCAUGGUGAAAAUACUCAUCAGCAUCAUUGGCAUAGGGUAGAGAGUAUUGUGGACAAGCGGAAAAAUAAAAAAGGAAAAACAGAGUACUUAGUGCAUUGGAAAGGCUACAACGGUGAUGAUGACACAUGGGAACCCGAACAGCACCUCGUGAAUUGUGUCGAGUACAUUCACGAGUUUAACAGACUGCUGACUGAAAAGCAAAAAGUCACAACUUUAAUACGAUCCACCCGUAACUCUCCCAAUAACGCCAGGAAACAGAUCUGUCGGCCUUCCAACAGCUCAAUGUCAAAGACAUCUCCAAAAUCGUCAGGGACGAGUAAAGAGGGUGAACCAAAAAACAAUACCCAGCUACUAGCCAGCAACCACAAGUACCGCCGAACCACUGCACAGGCUGUUGCCGGCAGGAAAAGCAUGGACCUUGCCAAAUCUGGAAUCAAAAUUCUGGUUCCAAAAAACCCUAUGAAAAGCAGGACCAUGCUAGAGGGGUUUCAGGGUGACAGGACAGAUGACCUUGACCAGAUGGAGCAGGAUCAGGACUCUGUACCGCCGGAAGUGUCUAAUGAAAAGCCGGUGGGUGCUCUGCUGGGACCAGGUGCAGAAAGAGCACGAAUGGGGACCAGACCAAGGACACAACCUUUAGUGCCACAAGUGCAGUUGCCAGUGACCGCAGCUACUGCAUCCGCACUAACUGUUAAUGGGAAAGGUGCCUCUACCUUUAUGGAAGCCUUGGCGGCCAACGGAACAGCUAGCAUCCAGACUUCAGUAACUGGAGUAACGGCUGGAAAACGAAGAUUUGAGGAAAGGCAGGCUUUUGACAAGAGGUUGCGGUUUAGUGUCCGGCAAACUGAAAGUGCUUACCGGUACAGAGACAUUGUUGUCAAGAAACAGGAUGGGUUCACACAUAUUUUACUGUCCACAAAGUCUUCAGAAAACAAUUCAUUAAAUCCAGAAGUAAUGAAGGAAGUCCAGAGUGCACUGAACACUGCAGCUGCUGACGACAGUAAACUAGUUUUGCUGAGUGCUGUAGGGAGUGUCUUUUGCUGUGGUCUUGAUUUUAUUUAUUUUAUUCGGAGAUUAACAGAUGACCGAAAGAGGGAAAGCAUUAAAAUGGCUGAAGCUGUCAACAACUUUGUGAAUACUUUUGUUCAGUUUAAGAAACCUAUUAUAGUGGCUGUGAACGGUCCUGCAGUUGGACUUGGAGCAUCGAUAUUGCCUUUAUGUGAUGUGGUUUGGGCAAAUGAGAAGGCCUGGUUUCAAACACCAUAUACUACGUUUGGGCAGACUCCAGAUGGCUGUUCAUCUCUCACAUUCCCUAGGAUAAUGGGGGUGGCUUCUGCUAAUGAAAUGCUCUUAAGUGGAAGGAAGCUAACGGCACAGGAGGCAUGUGCUAAAGGACUGGUUUCCCAAGUGUUUUGGCCUGGAACGUUUACUCAGGAGGUGAUGGUGCGCAUUAGGGAGCUAGUCGCAUGUAAUUCAGUUGUACUCCGAGAAUCCAAAUCUCUUGUACGAAAUGCUAUGAAGGGAGCCUUGGAGCAGGCUAAUGAAAAGGAGUGUGAAGUUUUAAAAAGAGUCUGGGGCUCUGCCCAGGGAAUGGACUCCAUAUUGAAAUACCUGCAGAAAAAGAUAGACGAGUUUUAAGUGACACAGUGGAACUGGAGGUACCUUAGUUACCAGAUUCCCUAAUUAUUUUUAGUCAUAUGAAAACUGAACCCGGCUGUUUUGCAAGCUUCAGAAUUGAGUACUGCAAGAACAGAACUGAAACACACCAUCUCGGCUACUUUCGAGGGAAAAGGGGAUGCAUAAAAGGAUGUGUGUUUUCUAUAAGAUGGAGUAAUAUAUAUAUUUUUGAUAUUGGGAUGAACAAGCCUUACACAAACACACACAAAACAAAAAAGAAAUGAAAGAAAAUGGAUAACGGCCAGUCCUCCUCCACACUGCCCAAAGAUUGGCUAGGGGGUUAGCACCUAGCCUUUGUCUUGGAAGAGGUGUAGAACUGUAUUAUCUAACAAACCAUGGUGAAAUUAACCAGCAGAUCACCAUGUCUGAUAACUGUUUGCUAAAUUUGCCCUUUGAACAGUUUAGCUCUGUGUAGAUGUGUACACACAGGAGUUGUCACACUAGAUGCUUGAUCUUCUUUUGGAAUCUUUGAUACCAGUUCUUAUCCAUUAAGCAUGAAGAAACCACUGGCUGUUAAUGUAAAGCCUCUUCUGUACUGCAAUGUUAGAUACAUUAUUUAAGUUCAAUAUAGUUUUAGCAUUUAAAAUUUGUUGUUUUUUUUCUUGUUUUCUUUCUAAUUGUAUCUAUCACAUUUGUAACUGCUGGAUGAGAGGAAUUUCCAUAAAAAAUGUUUUUUUAUAAACAGGUUGGAUGAUAUAUUACACCAAAUACCCUGUUUGUUAAAAACUGUAAGAUGUUUAGUUUCAUUUAGAAUUAUAAAUAUUUUAAUUUAAUAAGUUACAAAAAGUUGCCACACUAUUCCUUCCAAAAAAGAAAAAAAAAACUACCUUAUUCUUGAUGUUUUUUUGUCUAAACUGUUUUUUUAAAAUUUUUAUUUUAUUUUAUAGCACUCUUUGUAUCGUGUUCAGACCCCACCCUCACCCUUAUGUAAAUAGACUUAUUUUUGCAUUCCUGUCAGGAGUGGGUACUAACCGCAGGUAUUAAACGCUGCCCAAGUAUCUUAAUUUGUUUAUCUUGCUGAAUGUAAGAGUAAAAAAUAAAAUCAAACCUUAUUUUUGUACAGUUUAGAAGUUUGUAAUGAACUGAGCACCUCCCCUCUCCGGUGGAGAGCUGUACAGUCUGUCAAUCCGCCUUUACUCUGAAUUCUUGGUACAGUAUUUUUGCAUCUGUGGGACCUAUUUUUUGUUGAGUAGUUUGAACUUUAUAUAAACUGUACAAUCUGUAAAGUUUUUAUAGAUUAAUAAGUAUUCAG